Messenger RNA from Amoebophrya sp. A25, 2244 nucleotides. The record is from the annotation of a GenBank genome assembly. Lineage: Eukaryota; Dinophyceae; Syndiniales; Amoebophryaceae.
GUAAGUGAGAAGUAAAUUCAGGCUUGGUUGGUUAUACUUCAGUAAAGAUUCAUGGCUCUUCCGGAAAAGAGGAUUCGUAGAGCGGCUCGCGCCGCCGAGAAAAGAGUAGUGCGUGAGGCAACGCACUACCUUGAGCACAUUUUUGCGGAUUUGGACAGCGUGUCCUUGAUGGCACCGCCGCCGGUUAUUGAAGAGGAGAAUUUGAGUCUUGUGUUGAAGAGUCAUCCUAACGAAGGAACAAUUUCCGAGGGUCUGCGUUUGCUAGAAGAAUUAGAGUCGCAAUCUUUUCAGCCUCCCUCUAGCACAGAGGAUUGGCGAUUCUUUGAGGUCUUCGAGCGCCGUGUGCUCGGUUUUAAGAAUAUCGCUCUCUUGAAGCGUCUGAACGAAUUGUUUCAUCCGCAGGAUCCAACUGCGUGGAAAUUGGUUUUAAACGGUGGCACUUGUGAAGGGACAGUGUUUUGUCCUUUAAGUUGGCCUGCUCGGAGGAAAAAAACGGCUGACGAUAAGAUAGAAGGGAUUAUUAAGAAGUGUAAGGUUAGCUCUUUUAAAGACAGAGCGUCGCCUGCAUUUUUGGAACCCGAAGCUAUUAAAAGAAUUUGGGACACUUCGAUAGAAGAAGUUGGCACUGGCCUUCUAGAAGGGCCGUUUGAUCUUGAUGGCUUGAGUGAUGAAGUUGAAUUCUUAGUGCCCCGGUUUGCUGUUUUUCAAAAACAGAAGUAUAGGAUGAUAGAUGAUGCGCGGGCUUUCAACCACGAUUGCCAGUUAGAUAGAGUUAUACCGUUGCCGUCGCCGUUGCAGGCGUUGGCCAUGGCAACAGCCACGGCUCGUCUGCAAGCAAAUGCGGACUUGAAUCCGAGGCUAGUAGAUUGUUUUAGUGUUAACUCGCGUAAGAGAAAGGCGCCGGCGAAAGCGGCAGCUUGUGAACAGAGUGAAUUUGUACAGGUUUUGUUACGGGAAAACUAUGAUUUGGGCAGUAAAAUUAGUGAACAGGAAAAUGUAGAUGGUGUUGUUGUUGAUAUAGAAAAGGCCUAUAAGACGAUUGGGAUCGUGAAGGGGCACGAGAAAAGUAAUUAUAUAGCAGUUUUUGACCCGAAGAAUGAAAAAUGGGUCGCUUUUAGAGGUUUGUCACUUGUUUUUGGUAAUACGCAUAGUGUAGUUGUUUGGGUGCGUGUGGCACAAUUGUUGAGUAGUUGCAUACGGGGUCUUUUCAGCAUACCCAAUUCCGUUUUCAUAGACGAUUUUCAUUCUUUCAUACGGUCCGGGCUGGGGCCACGGACAGCUUUUGCAUUAUGUACAUUUUUUGAUAAGGUUGGUUGGUCAUACAAGUUGGAAAAAAUUGAUGUAUCAAAUGAAUCUGUGACACUCCUUGGCUUAGUUUUCUCAUUAGUCGGCCAUCCUUCGUUGACCAUUUCAGACGAGAGGAAGGCGAUGUAUAGUAGUAUGUUGGAAGAAAAAAUGUCUCAGAAAUUUUUGUCCCCUAACGAAGCAGCCUCCCUUUAUGGGAAACUGAGCUUCGCACUUUGCUCCGUUUGUGAUAGGCGAUUGCGUCCUCUUAUCAGACCGCUUAUGGUCAGGAUGUUUCAAAAUAACAAAGAUUUCUCCUUGAAUAAAGCGUUGGCUCUCAGCUUGCGCGCCUGUGCGGACUUGAUUAAGGUUCUUCCCCCGCGGAAACUCACCGUUUCGCCGGUGAGGUUUUUAGUAUAUACUGACGCCAGUUGGCGUAGAGGCAAAGGCGUGCUCGCUGGAGUCCUCGUUUUUCCAGAAAGGGUAAACAGGGAAAGUGGAAGUUUAGGUAAGGUUCUGAUGUGGAGGCUCGCGGUUAGCGAGUCAGACUUACAUCCGUCUGUGGCAAAGUUCCCUAUAAACUUUCUUGAAGCGGUGGCUGCGAUCAUUGCGCUGAAGGUGUGGAUAAAGUUGUUGAGUAAUUCCCGGUGCGUUUUCCUCUUGGAUAACUGCGCGGCGGAAGGUACGCUUCAUAGGAUGAAUAGUGGGCGGCCUUCUAUGUCGUUAUCGGCGUUCUAUUUUUGGUUGAUAGCUAGUGAGUUUUCUGUGUCGCCUGAGUUGGGCCGUGUGCCCAGUGAAUCUAAUGUUAGUGACCUGCCUACGAAGAAUGACGAAAUGUUUAGGAAAUUUCAGGAGGCGUUUGAUUAUGAUGAAUGGUUCUUGUCAGAAGAGGAUAGGGCGUUUAUUUUUAAGUUCAUGAAGUUCGAAGUUCAACAUGCGGAAAUUUUGACUUGUGCAUAA